GCGACCGGGGGACAUUUCUGGUACCGGCGACUUCGGUCUCUCUGAGCAGCAUGAGAACCGGCGACGACGGCGGAGGAGCACGCGGCGAGGGGCCGCAGAAGCUAGCACUCUGCGUCCUCUGCGGGCUGCCGGGAGCGGGAAAGUCUACCCUCGCGCGGGCGCUGAGCCACCGGCUGCGGCGGGAGCAGGCCUGGGCCGUCGGCGUCGUCGCCUACGAUGACGUCAUGCCCGACGCGUUCCUCCCGGAGGCCAGCGAGCCGCCAUUGCCAUCCCAGUGGAAACUACUUCGACAGGAACUGUUGAAAUACCUAGAAUACUUCCUGAACGGUGCUACCGGUGGGGGCCAGAUGUCUGUCCCACCCACAAGGACUGAAGUCAUGUGGGAAGCUUUUACAGCCUGCUUAAAGGAUCAAGAUCUGAUCUCUUCGGCAGCAGCAGAGGCACGGCCCAGCUACCCCCUAACGAAGACUGCUAUGUCCAGACCUUUGCUUUUGAUUCUAGAUGACAACUUUUACUACCAAAGCAUGAGAUACGAAGUCUACCAACUGGCUCGGAAAUAUUCCUUAGGCUUUUGUCAGGUCUUUUUAGAUUGUGCUCUUGAGACCUGCUUGGAGAGGAACGGCCAGAGGCCACGAGCAGUGCCUGCCGAGACCAUCCACCUGAUGGGAGGGAAGAUAGAGAAACCCCAUCCGGAGAAGAAUGGUUGGGAGCACAACAGCCUCAUGAUUCAUAGCGCAGCGUGUUCUUCUGAGACCAGCUCGCAGUUGACUGAUUUACUGCAGACUGCUUUGGAAAAUCCAGUAAAACGUGUUGAGGACAAUGUGGAACAAAAGGAGACAGACCGGGUGAUUUGUUCAACUAGCUUGCUUCAUCAAGCUGAUCAGACACUCCGAAGAAUUGUCUCUCAGACGAUGAAGGAAGCAAAAGAUGAACAAGUGCCUCCUUACAAUUUGAAACUUCUAGCAGAAGAACUUAACAAGCUCAAAGCAGAAUUUUUGGAAGACCUAAGGCAAGGAAACAAAAAAUACCUGUGCUUUCAACAAAUUACGGACAUACCAGGUAUCAUCCCUUUUUUUCAUCAUGAGAAAGAUAACAUUGUACAUAAGUAUUUUUCAAAGCAUUAAACUUUUUAAUUUCCAGUCAAUUGUCAGAUUUUGCAAGCAAUUUGCAUUUCUGGAUGUUUUCUUCGGCCAAUGAUGCAUAAAUUGUCAAAAACUCAAGUUUUUAAAGAAGUCAGUCCAUUCUAAAAGACGCAUUUGCCCUGGAGGAAUGACUUCAGGCAGCCACUUGCUGAACUUGACAUGAAAACAGCUUCAGAACAGCUGCCCCUGCUCUGUCAGAGCCACAGGCCAAGGCUGGGGACUGAGUCCAAUGGCCUUGAACGCGGAGGAGGGAACUAGCAAAGGGACAGAGGCAUGUCUCUGGUGCCGUUUCCCACUCGUGACAUCUAUGGACAGGCGUUCUGCAAAUCCUAGCCCAUGUAGCCACAAAACCUUUUUU
Messenger RNA from Condylura cristata (star-nosed mole), 1500 nucleotides. RefSeq names its product phosphoseryl-tRNA kinase (gene PSTK). The coding region runs from base 51 to 1124 and encodes 357 amino acids. Gene Ontology annotation, molecular function: tRNA binding; kinase activity. The record is from RefSeq and is a predicted model, not a curated record. The transcript is spliced from 6 exons. Lineage: Eukaryota; Metazoa; Chordata; Mammalia; Eulipotyphla; Talpidae.